This is a messenger RNA of Gopherus flavomarginatus (Mexican gopher tortoise), 943 nucleotides long. It is a transcript of the gene MRPL40, whose product is annotated as mitochondrial ribosomal protein L40. Gene Ontology annotation, cellular component: mitochondrial ribosome; mitochondrial large ribosomal subunit. The transcript has 4 exons. The coding region runs from base 226 to 723 and encodes 165 amino acids. The record is from RefSeq and is a predicted model, not a curated record. Lineage: Eukaryota; Metazoa; Chordata; Testudines; Testudinidae.
UGGAGAGGCGUAGUAGCCACUGGGCCCCUGCAUGCGAUGCUCUGAUCCGAGCCCGGGCCCUGCCCUGGUGUCAUUUCCCUCCGGUGCCUUCCAGAAGCGCGGCCCUGGUUGAUAUUCCUGGCCUUUCGUUUGCUGCACCGUCUGGAUGUGCCUGGUUACCCUCACUGCCAAUUUUCUCAGCUGUCCUGGACCAUUCAUUUUCGGGGAAACCAUUGGCAGACUUCUAUGCUGGCAUUUCAGGCGUCCCUCCCCAUGAGAGCAGAACCAAGGAAGAAAAAGAAGGUAGAUCCAAGGAGAGAACAAGCACAAAAGGACCGUAUGAAGAAAAAGAUAAAAAAGCUGGAAAAAGCUGCCCAGGAAAUGAUUCCCAUUGAGGAUUUUGUAACACCAUUCAAGUUUUUGGAUGCUUCACGAGUGCGAGAGAUCUCCCCACUGUCCUUUGAGGAGAAUGAAAGGCGAGCCCUGCUCCUGAAGAAAUGGGCCCUGUACAAGCAGAAAGAACAUGAAGCAGAGAUGGAAACACUGAAGUCUCUUAUGGCAGCUCAGCAGGAGGCACUAGAGGAAUUGCGUCUCGAAUCAGAAGAACUUUACCAAGCAGCAAUAAGACGAGAUGAGGACCUGUUUCCCUUUGAGAAAGAGGGGCCUAGUUACACACCACAGGUUCCUGGCUAUGAGGCUCCUGAAGGGAAAUGCAUCGACAUUACCAAAGUGUACACACAGUGAGAUCAGAAGACUGCCAUGCAGCUGGCAGGAGAUACGCAGUUCAUUAAAGGAUGACACAAUGGGAUGCGACUAGACUAUUUAUUUUGCUUUUUCAAACAUCUCUAUGCAGAUGGCUGUCAAAAGAAAAGAAAAACACCACCUGUCCUUGUUCCCUUUCUUUUUAUAACUGGCCAUUUUGACAAUAAAACUUCCAAUAAAAAGAAAAUACUUUAGAACUCCA